GGAGGCCCCGCCACCAAGGCCCAGCUCAGAGGGCUCGGCGUCCCCCGCAGCCCCGACCCGCCUGGGGCCCGGCGUCCGCUCACUCGGCAGCUUUCCUGCUGCCAAGAUGUCAUCGCCGCAGACAGUGACCUCCUGGCCGGAACUGCACAGCCCCAAGGAGUCGGAGAAGCCGCAGACCCCAGUGCAGGGUACUCAGCAGCCAAGCCGGGGGGACGCGCCCAGCACCCACCACGAGGACACUCGGCCCGGCCUGGGCACGCUGCGGCGGGCCUUCUCCCGGGCAAGCCGGCGGGCCGUGGGCCAGGGCUCCCGGGAGGACCCGGGCCUGCUCCAACGGAGCUCCCAGUUCCUGCUCCGCUCCUUCCGGCGCUCCCUGAGUGGUGGCCCGGCUGCAGCUCCAGAGGGAGACCACGGCCCAGAGAGCCCGGAUGGUGGCAGCCAGCCGUCAACCGCCCGGGUGGGGCCUGAGCAACCAGAACAGGAGGAAGGCAAAUCGGUGGCGGACCUCAUCACGGAGCGGCAACUGCUGGCGGCCUUCGAGCAGCUGCGGCAGCUGGAGACGCGGCUCGCGGCGCAGAAAGCGUCCGGCACCUUCGAGCAGGACCCCACCGGCUACGCGCGGCGCGCCAUGGACGUGUGCCUGCACUACGACGGGCUGGCAGCGGAGAUCGACGCCAUCGUGCGCGAGACGCUGGGCCCGGGGGUGCGGCUGGAGGUGCAGCCCGCGUACUCGGCCGCUGGCUUCCCGGCGUGGGAGGCCUACCUGCGCGCCUUCCACGACGCGGUGGCCCAGCGCCUCCAGGAGCUCGCGCGCGACGCCCGGGGCUGCGAGCAGCUCUAUGUCCUGCUGGACUGGGCCGCCAAUGUCUACAGCAGUGCGGACUUCCUGGGUGCCCCGGACCUGACUCUGUCCACAGAGCCGCUGCCCCCACUCCUGGCACCCACCGUGUGGGCGCGCCUAGAGAGCGACUACACCAGCUUCCUAGAGACCAAGAUCACAAGCUGCUUCGAUAGCAUCCUGCAGCUAGAGCAGAGUCGCUGGGUGUCCACCGAGGCCCCCGAGGUGCUCCAGGGCCUCUACCACACGCCGCUGUCCAUUGACAUCCACAUGCUCGUGGCCGAGCAUGUGAAUGCAGCUGGUGCCAUCUCUGCAGAACUGGAGGCCACCACCCUGCACAUCUGCUCACGGGCGCUUGGCCUUUUUCUGCCCAGGUUUGAAAAGGCUUUUCUGCAGUCGAAGGUGGUGAGCGAACCUCACCUGGGCGCCAGUAUCAACGCCUACGAGGAGCUCAGGACCAGUCUUCUGGCCAAGUUCCCAGGCACCUUUGAAGAGCUGGAGAAACCUCUAGUGGCCGCCAUCUGUACCUUCCAGAAGCGGCUGCUCCACGGCUUGCAGUGUGAUGUGCAGCCACUUUUCAGGGUCCUGUGCACCAAGGCCUGGCUGACACAGGACGUGCUACAGCCCCUCAUGGACAAAGUGGUGGCCUUCGCCCACCACCUGGAGCACGUGGCCCCACUGCGGGCACAGGAGACUCUGCAGGAGGCACACCGAUACGUGGUCCGCGAGUACCUGGCGCAGGUGCUGAGGCCUCGGGAGCGCUUCCGCGGUGUCGAGCGCAUGACUGGCUCCCAGAAGAUGGGGCUCGACGCCCAGGCCAUUGGCGACACCUUCCAGGGCUUGGGCUCAGAGGCCACGUGGCUGGGCCGCGCUAUCCCGUGCAUCGCUGACAUUCUCGGGGAGACUUACAAGGACGACAUCGGGCGGCACCUGGAGACACUCAUCGGGAGCUACCCAGACAUCAGGCGGGACCACGUGGUGGCCAUCCUGGCCCUGCGCAGACUGGGCCAUCGGCGCAACAAGCGCCUCCUGCAGCAGGCCCAGAACCUGCUGAGGGCUGCGGCCAAGGCAGAGGGCUUCCGAGCUGCUGGAAGCCAUGUGCUCUUCGAAGAGAUCCAAGUGCCUACCUCCGUGGACCUGCUGAUCACCUGCAUCUAAUGCUCUGGGUCUGAGCGGGGGCGGGCCACAGGUGGGAACCUGAAGCCCCAAGGAGGAGCUUCCGGAGGUGCUCUCAGCCCUGCACCCAACCUGGACGCCCAGAAUCAUGCAAUGUUCGUUUUCAGCCACGCAUGGCUGCUUACCAGAAGGAACAGCAAGAAGAGAGGCAUUUCAGGCAUUUGUGGGGGAGUGUUCCGGGGGCGGCAGAGGUUCAACACUGCCUACCAGAAAGGGCCUCCCGGCCUAACGGUCCAGCACCACCCCGAGUCUGAAGGUGAAGCAGAGUAUUAUUUUUUAAAUAAAGGUGAAUUAAAAUGGUGCUCCGUAAA
Molecule: messenger RNA, 2325 nt
Organism: Suricata suricatta (meerkat)
Lineage: Eukaryota; Metazoa; Chordata; Mammalia; Carnivora; Herpestidae
Gene: EXOC3L4
Product: exocyst complex component 3 like 4
Exons: 13
Coding region: 107-1996 (629 amino acids)
Biological process (GO): exocyst localization; exocytosis
Cellular component (GO): exocyst
Molecular function (GO): SNARE binding
Source: RefSeq, a predicted model, not a curated record